This is a messenger RNA of Orbilia oligospora ATCC 24927, 1785 nucleotides long. RefSeq lists its product as uncharacterized. NCBI's taxonomy places the organism in Eukaryota, Fungi, Ascomycota, Orbiliomycetes, Orbiliales, Orbiliaceae. The record is from RefSeq and is a predicted model, not a curated record. The transcript has 2 exons. The coding region runs from base 1 to 1785 and encodes 594 amino acids.
AUGGGAAUCCCUCAGCUUCUCCAAAAUCUCGAGAGGAUCGAAAAGCCGAAGUCGAAAGUUUUCCCGAAAAACUCGAGUUCCGGAGAUGAUCCUUCCCGUCCCGCAGCCGUCAUAGACGGGUCUGCACUCGCCCACCACAUCUUCAAUCGAUAUGUUAAAUCGUUAAGUAAAGAGGAGAGAAUACCUAGCGUUCUUGGAUUCGAUUAUACAGCUUAUCAAAAGAUUGUGAUAAACUGGUUGGAAAAAUUGGAGACUACAAUCGCAUGUCUCUCACGUCUUCGAACGCUUUCACCGUCAGUUAUUGAUCUCACAAAGGGUGGUUGGAAUCCUUCACCUCCGUUUAUUAUUGCUGCUUUUUCGACGGCUGUUAGAAGACAUGAGAGGUUUGGAAGAGUUUUGAAGACUGUGGCGGGGGAGGCUGAUGCUUUUUGUGCCGCUGCUGCCGCUGCUACUGCUGUCGCCGGUGUUGGUACUGGUGGCGAGGGAAGGAUUAGUGUGGUGUUUACGGGGGAUUCGGAUUUGGUUGUAUACCCUCAUUCGCAGUAUAGUAGGGUUGCGAUAUUGGAUGAUGUUCAUUUCGAAUAUACACCUGAUGAAGGGUCGAAAGUGAAGGUAUUACUUUGGUCACCAUGGGAUAUUGAACGGAAACUUGGGGGUGGUAGUAGCAACGACAAUAGAGGAGAAGAACCAGCAAUGAGGAUAAUGAAGUUCGCGUGGUGUUUAGUGAUAAAAGAGGUUUUUAGAAUAUCUAAAGUUGUUACCAGCGGGAAAGGGGAUGGGUUGGGGGGUGUUAAAGUUGGAGGGGAGUUUAGGGAGCAGUAUUUGUUACCUGAUGUUCAAAGGUUUGGCGAUGAAAGUUUGGGGGGGAUAUUGGAUUCGAGAGCUGCAGAAGUGGUUUAUGCUUCUCCGAGGUUUAGGGGGCUGUGUCAUCCACCGGUUAGGGAGAGUGGUAAAGAGGCGGAGGUAUAUCUACCUGUACUACUGGAAGAUGUUACGAAAUCUUCAGUGUGGAGUGUGGGAAGAGAGACGAGAAAGCUUGCGUACCAAAUAUUAUUCGGAAUGAACGCGGUGGUAGUCGAGGUUCACAGGAAAGGAGAAGCUGUUAACAGAAGUUUCCUAACAUUGGAAAAAGAAGAUGAAGGCUUGAUCCUCGGAGGAGAAUUUGGAGAGGGACUAAAUGGAUUAGUUGUUGGGGUCAUUUUGGAGAUUGUGAGGGGGUAUUUGGAGAAGAAUAUUGAUAUCACGGAUAAAGAUUUAAUCGCUCUGUUAGCUGCGGUUACUAAGUCUCCCGGACACGAAGAGUCACUACCGACAGCGACAGCGGUACACUGGACUUGGCCGCGAGCUCAUCUGCUAUCACAGUUCAUGGCGGGAAUAUGGAGUCUUUAUCUUCUACAAACUGUUACGAAUCUACCGAACGACGGAGUUGAGAUACCGGAAACGAUCGAUAAGAGUACAUUCGAAAAGCUCAAAGUUUUUCAGUCAUUAUUGGAUAUUAUUAAUGUGAAUCGGUUCAUGGCUAUCUAUGCGAUUACAUACCAUCCAAAGGGGAUGAGUAAGAGUGCGAAAAAGAGGGCGAAGAAAAGGCCGAAGGUUUCGGAGGGGCAGCAGCAGGGUACAUCGGGGUUAAAUGCUGGGAUACAAGGUCUGAUUAACAGAAUGUUUGAGAGGGAGGUUAGGGGAAGUGUCACAGGGGUUUUGGAUAUUGUACGAGAGAUGAGGAGAAGGGUAGAUGAAGACGGAGAAGAAGAAGCGGAGAGUUAUAUGGGGAUGACGGUGGGCUAA